Procambarus clarkii (red swamp crayfish) is the source of this 1088-nucleotide messenger RNA. The record is from RefSeq and is a predicted model, not a curated record. NCBI's taxonomy places the organism in Eukaryota, Metazoa, Arthropoda, Malacostraca, Decapoda, Cambaridae.
AUGCACCCUGACGAGGCGGAGGGCAAGAUGGCGCCCGACCAUGGAGUACCCGAGCUGAGAGGCUCACAGGAACAGGGACAAGCCUCCUGCAAGUCGUCCACAGGCUCACAGGAACAGGAACAAGCCUCCUGCAAGUCGUCCACAGGCUCACAGGAACAGGAACAAGCCUCCUGCAAGUCGUCCACAGGCUCACAGGUACAGGGACAAGCCUCCUGCAAGUCGUCCAAGGCUCACAGGUACAGGGACAAGCCUCCUGCAAGUCGUCCACAGGCUCACAGGUACAGGGACAAGCCUCCUGCAAGUCGUCCACAGGCUCACAGGUACAGGGACAAGCCUCCUGCAAGUCGUCCACAGGCUCACAGGUACAGGGACAAGCCUCCUGCAAGUCGUCCACAGGCUCACAGGUACAGGGACAAGCCUCCUGCAAGUCGUCCACAGGCUCACAGGUACAGGGACAAGCCUCCUGCAAGUCGUCCACAGGCUCACAGGUACAGGGACAAGCCUCCUGCAAGUCGUCCACAGGCUCACAGGUACAGGGACAAGCCUCCUGCAAGUCGUCCACAGGCUCACAGGUACAGGGACAAGCCUCCUGCAAGUCGUCCACAGGCUCACAGGUACAGGGACAAGCCUCCUACAAGUCGUCCACAGGCUCACAUGUACAGGGACAAGCCUCCUGCAAGUCGUCCACAGGCUCACAUGUACAGGGACAAGCCUCCUGCAAGUCGUCCACAGGGUCACAUGUACAGGGACAAGCCUCCUACAAGUCGUCCACAGGGUCACAUGUACAGGGACAAGCCUCCUGCAAGUCGUCCACAGGCUCACAGGAACAGGGACAAGCCUCCUGCAAGUCGUCCACAGGCUCACAGGAACAGGGACAAGCCUCCUGCAAGUCGUCCACAGGCUCACAGGAACAGGGACAAGCCUCCUGCAAGUCGUCCACAGGCUCACAGGAACAGUGGAAAAGUCUCCUGCAAGUCGUCCACAGGCUCACAGGUACAGGGACAAGCCUCCUGCAAGUCGUCCACAGGCUCACAGGAACAGGGACAAGCCUCCUGCAAGUCGUGCACAAGCUCACAGGAACUUCUACA